Molecule: messenger RNA, 2893 nt
Organism: Drosophila subobscura
Lineage: Eukaryota; Metazoa; Arthropoda; Insecta; Diptera; Drosophilidae
Gene: Vang
Product: vang-like protein 1
Exons: 2
Coding region: 387-2153 (588 amino acids)
Biological process (GO): Wnt signaling pathway, planar cell polarity pathway; establishment of planar polarity; multicellular organism development
Cellular component (GO): plasma membrane
Source: RefSeq, a predicted model, not a curated record
CGGCUUCUUGUUUGUGUCCACACUGCGUCGGGGGUGAAGCAAAUUCGUACAAAAAGAAAAUAAAAAGCGAAAAUGUGCGUGAAAUAGUGAAAAUGUGAAUGAAACAAUUAUGCACACGCACAGUGGUGAUAAUGUGUUGCAUUAUUAGUUAGAAGGACUCGCAAUAAAACGAUUUGCAACGUCUCCAAUGCGCUCACAUCGAACGGCGUCUGCCACCGACCCGACUCCGCCCUGCCCUGCAUACCUACAUAUGAAAAACCUGCUGCCGUCGGCCGUAAUUACAGUUAGACACUAAAAUAGCUGCACGGUCAGGUUGAGAUAAUUAAGGAACAAAGCGAGAGCGUGGCGACUGGACUGCAUUGCCCACGCACGCGGUUGCAAUUGCAAUGGAAAACGAAUCCGUCAAGUCCGAACACAGUGGACGCUCAAGACGCUCUCGAAAUCACAACAACAAUAGUAAUAGCGGCGGUGGUGGAGGCGGUAGUGGUGGCGGUGGAGGAGUAGGCGUAGGCGGAAGUGUGAACAACGGCUACCACAGGGAGCGAGAUCGCUCCCGUCAUUCCCAUCGCAGCACGCAUUCGUCCAAGUCGGGCAAAGGGUUCCAACGUGGCGACAUGGCCCCCUAUCAGACCAGUGUUAACAUGACCGGUGAUGAGAGUCGUGACGGCCAGGAGGUCAUAGAGGUGCAGAUUCUGCCCCAGGAUGAGAACUGGGGGGAGAAUACCACGGCCGUCACUGGCAACACCUCCGAGCAGAGCAUAUCCAUGGAGGACAUCAACAACAUGUGGCAUCGUGAGAGCGACAAAGGCUUCGGCUUCGCAUGUCGUCGCUAUAUAGAGUCGAGCUUCUACUUUUUGCUCGGCUGUGGGACCUUCUUUUCACCUGUAGCCAUGGUCGUGAUGCCGUACGUGGGAUUCUUCCCGUCGGCCUUUGAUCAUCCGGAGCUGACGCAGACGGUGCGCACCCAGCUUCUGGCCUGCAGUGAGCAAUGCAAGGGCCAGCUUGUGUCGCUGGCUGCUCGAUUGCUGCUCCUGGCCAUCGGUCUGUGGGCGGUAUUCAUGCGCCGCACCUCAGCCACCAUGCCGCGCAUUUUUCUAUAUCGGGCCAUAGUCCUCCUUCUGGUUACCAUCUGCACAUUCGCCUAUUGGCUCUUCUACAUCGUGCAGGUCACGAACGGAGCCAAGAUUGUGGUGGAAACAGGCGGCGAUGCUGUCGACUACAAGUCGCUGGUGGCCUAUGCCACAAACUUUGUGGAUACGCUGCUGUUCAUCCACUACGUGGCCGUGGUAUUGCUGGAGCUGCGUCACCAGCAGCCCACCUACUAUGUCAAGAUCAUACGCUCCCCCGAUGGAGUGUCGCGCUCCUACAUGCUCGGCCAGCUAAGCAUACAGAGGGCUGCCGUCUGGGUGCUGCAGCACUACUACGUCGACUUUCCCAUCUUCAACCCGUAUCUCGAGCGCAUUCCCAUUUCGAUCUCCAAGUCGCAACGCAACAAAAUAUCGAACAGCUUUAAGUACUACGAGGUGGAUGGUGUCAGCAACUCGCAGCAGCAGAGCCAGAGUCGAGCCGUUUUGGCCGCAAAUGCCAGGCGCCGCGACUCCUCGCACAACGAACGCUUCUACGAGGAGCACGAGUACGAGCGACGGGUGAAGAAGCGUCGCGCUCGUCUCAUCACCGCCGCGGAGGAAGCCUUCACCCACAUCAAGCGCAUACACAAUGAGCCCGCCCCAGCCCUGCCGCUGGAUCCACAGGAGGCUGCGUCUGCUGUCUUUCCGUCGAUGGCCCGUGCAUUGCAGAAGUAUCUACGUGUGACCCGACAGCAGCCCCGGCACACCUUUGAGAGCAUACUCAAGCACUUGGCCCACUGUCUGAAGCAUGAUCUGUCGCCCCGAGCCUUCCUGGAACCAUAUCUGACCGAGUCGCCGGUGAUGCAGAGCGAGAAGGAACGCCGCUGGGUGCAGUCGUGGUCCCUGAUCUGCGAUGAGAUCGUCUCCCGGCCUAUUGGUAACGAGUGCACGUUCCAGUUGAUCCAAAACGAUGUCUCCCUCAUGGUCACCGUGCACAAGCUGCCGCAUUUCAAUCUGGCCGAGGAGGUGGUCGAUCCGAAAAGCAACAAGUUUGUGCUCAAGCUGAACUCUGAGACAUCCGUAUGACACCAUCACAAUGCACCGCCCAUAAUCACGCCCACGCACAGCAAUCAGACACAAUCAUCCUACCUGCAUGUCUUUGUCUGAUGAGCUGUGUUCUUGUCCUAAAGAAAUUCUCAUUCCUGGAUGAAUUUAUAUCAUCCCAAAAAUCAAAUUGGAUCAUCAAUUAGCUAUGAAAUCGAACUUAUGACACCAGAAUAUCAAUCAAAUCAAUGCUCAAAUGCCCAGUGUAUCUAUCAUCCUAAACCGACACGAACACAUAUCACUCGUAUCCGUUUUAGCCCUCGAAACAUGACUUAAAAGUUCCCAAAGUAUUAAUUAUAAGAAUGAUGAUGGUUCUUCGCGAAGAGAUCAAUGCAGCAGCUAUUCAAUGUAGCUCUUUUAUACACGAUUUUUAUUUUAGAAAAUAUAUCUAGUGUAAAUUGGGUUUGCUACCCAUACGUAGCCCUUAAGAUUGAGAAUGGGGAAUGCAGCCAUGACGACCGACCCCUGAGAGAUGAUAUUCCAGAUGGAAUUUUAGCCAAGACUUGGACUUGCGCCGACAGUGGUUCGUUCACUCAAUGAUCCACUCUUUGCGCGACUCGCACCGAUUUUAUAGACGCACAUUUUAAGCCGAAACUCAAGCCGAUUAAUCCUAACUGUAACAGAUGACAAAACAAACUGUAACUCGAAUGCAACUGAUGACAAAUACAUAAUACUUUAAGCAAAGAGACUGCCUGAUAUGCAUUUUAUACAAACAAAAGAAA